This is a messenger RNA of Tachyglossus aculeatus (Australian echidna), 2285 nucleotides long. It is a transcript of the gene PI16, whose product is annotated as peptidase inhibitor 16. The transcript is spliced from 6 exons. NCBI's taxonomy places the organism in Eukaryota, Metazoa, Chordata, Mammalia, Monotremata, Tachyglossidae. The record is from RefSeq and is a predicted model, not a curated record. Gene Ontology annotation, cellular component: extracellular region. The coding region runs from base 104 to 1321 and encodes 405 amino acids.
UGCUCUCAGCCCUGGGUGGUUCUGCUUUGGGGCAGGGCUUUAAAUCCAGCUGCCAGAGGCGGGGAGGUCUAGAUCCAGAGAGGAGCCGACCGAGGCAGCGGCGAUGCAGGGCUCCCGCGGCCUCCCAGCCGUUCUCCUGCUCCUGGCAGCCGCUCGGCUGAGCUGCGCCCUCAGAGAGGAGGAGAGGGUCACCAUGGUGGAGAUGCACAAUCUGUUCCGCUCCCAAGUCUCCCCUCCGGCCGCAGACAUGCUGACCAUGAGAUGGGACGAGGAGCUGGCCGCCUUCGCCAAGGCCUACGCCACCCAGUGCAUCUGGGGCCACAACAAGGAGCGGGGCCGGCGCGGGGAGAACCUGUUUGCCAUCACGGAAGAGGGGCUGGACAUUCAGAUGGCCAUGGAGGAGUGGUACAAUGAGAACGAGCACUACAACCUCACCUCUGCGGCCUGCGAGGAGGGUCAGAUGUGUGGUCACUAUACCCAGGUGGUGUGGGCGGCCACGGACCGGAUCGGCUGUGGCUCCCAUUUCUGCAAGAAUCUGGAGGGCGUCGAGGAGACAGACAUCCACCUCCUGGUCUGCAACUACCAACCCCCGGGCAACGUGAAGGGCCGGAAGCCAUACAAGGAGGGUCCGCAGUGUUCCCGGUGCCCGGACGGUUACCGGUGUCAGAACGGCCUCUGUGAACCAGCUGUAGGCCCUGCAACAACCACAGUACUUUCCCCAGCCCAGGGGGCCCCGACCUCCCCAGCCUCCGGAGCCCCAGGACAGGACCACUCCCUCCAGCCAAGCUCCGACCCCGGCCCAGAGCUGCGGUCCGAAAUGGAGGCCGAGGGCCGCAGCUCCCCUUCCGGGAGCCCGGAGUCACCCCUGUUCCAGAAAAGAGAGUCCACCACGCUGGUCCCUGAGACUGCCCCGGAGAAAGAGGCCACCCCACCGGAGCCCCAGGGAAGGGCCCGGGAGGGAGACCAAGGGGAAGCCAAGGAGGGAGUCCGAGGGUUCCCGCCCUCCCCGAGCUCCUCGGCCGCAACGUCCCAGGCCAACCCUGAGGAGGAAGGGAGCCCUCACCCACCAGCCUCAGCCUCAGCAUCACCAAGGCCCGCAAACCCUCUCUCCCGGGCCCCUCCCCUCCCCGCCAGGGCCACCAGGUCUAACGCCACAGGAGGGCACACCCUGGCUCUACGGUCCUCAGGGGCCGCCCACCUCCAGCCCAACAUCCAAGUGGAGGGGAAAAGCAGCUCUGAUCCAAUCAGCUCUUAUUCCAGCUGCCCGACAGCCUCCCUUGGGGGGCUUCUGGCGACCCUGGUCGUAGCCCUUCUCUUCUAAAGGGACAGGCCCGGGGCGGAGGCGCGCGAGAGGCAGGGUCCCCGUACUGACCCCUGGGGUGCAAAUGCCAAACCUCCUCUUCACGGCCUCGUCGCCCACCAGGCAGUUGGGCGGGUGUCAGCCCCUCUCGGGCCUCUUGACCUCUGACCCAAGACCUCAGGACCAGUCCCGGCCCAGACAGCUCUCCAGAAGCGUUCUCUGAGCCGGGGCCUUGGCCCCCAACCUUCCUUGGAGACCCCCCGGCUACAGAAACCCAGAUCAUUGAUGAGCUUCCAGCCCCAUCCGGCCUCUGAAUCGGGGCGGGGAAGGGAAGCGGGAUGCUCCCAGAGUCCCACAGCUGUCUGAGGUGGGAGUUCCCACACACCCACUCCCCACUCUGCUGAGCUCAUCCACCCACGGGACUGACAGAGGGCAGGGGAGGGGCGGGCGGAAGAUUUUCCCUUCACCUCCACCCCCUGCCCCCUUCUCAUCAGACUCCCUUCAGUCUGAAACUUGACCAGCCACACAGUCCACUUCUUAACACAGGUGUCGAAUUGCCAUGCUGAAAUCUAGCCAGAAGAGCCACAUUCCGGAGCAACAAGGACCUGGCCCGGCCAGUAUUAGGGUUUGGCCCCCAAACAAUAUAACGGGCUUUCCGACGCUGUGUCUCCUACCCUAGCCCCAAGCCCUCCCCCACCCACUCGUGGGGUCUCUGACCCUGAGCCCAUAGCCCCUUUCUGUGCCCUGGGAAGGAGCCUGCUCGAUUCUGGGGUCCCCGAUGACCCGCCCCCCCAAACCGAUCCCCCUCGGUGGGGCUUUAGCUCGCUUCUGGGAGCCCUGGAUUGUCCUGAGAAAUCCCUCCAGAGGAAGCUGAAUGGUCAGGGAUUGGGGCAGGCUAGGGAGAGGGAUCGGGAGCUGGGAAAGGCAGCUGGGCGGAGAGGAGCGCCCACUCCGCAUACGACUAGAAUAAAGUCUGGAUCGAAGA